AGGUGACAGAGUUACUCCAGCUGUUGUUGCUUAUUCAGAAAAUGAAGAGGUUGUGGGAUUGGCGGCAAAACAAAGUAGAAUAAGAAAUAUUUCAAAUACAGUAGUGAAAGUAAAGCAGAUCCUUGGCAGGAGCCAGAAAUUCAGUCCUCGGACCUGGCUUCUCAGCAAUUAGCCCUGAGAGGGAAGAAUCGGCUGGCUCCUGGAAAAUAGACUGAGAGCACCAGUGCUUCUUCCCCACACCUUCAGACUUGCGCCUUGCUGCCCAGGAGUUCCCUUCAGCUAGUCUUCCUUCCCAGUCCACUAUGGCCAGUGCCAAUAGCAGUGCGGGCAUCCGGUGGUCCAGACAGGAGACGCGGACUCUUCUCUCCAUACUAGGCGAGGCAGAGUAUAUUCAGCGCCUCCAGACUGUGCAUCAUAACGCGGAUGUCUAUCAGGCUGUGUCUAUGCGAAUGCAGCAGGAAGGCUUCCGCCGCACCGAGCGUCAGUGCCGCUCCAAGUUUAAAGUUCUGAAGGCGUUGUACUUAAAGGCGUAUGUCGCCCAUGCCACAAGUCUGAGCGACCCGCCACACUGUCCAUUCUACGAUACGUUGGAUCAGCUUCUCCGAAGUCAGAUAGUGACGGACCCAGACAACUUGAUGGAGGAUGCUGCUUGGGCCAAGCACUGUGAUCAGAACUUGGGGGCCUCUGACACCCCAGGGGAAGAAGGAACCAGCAUUCUGAGAGCAAAAAGGACUCAAGCAGCAGAUCACCAGCCUACCUUGAAAACAGUUAAGGAAUCAGAUGAGGAUUGUCAGCUGAGAAUCAGUGACCAGAUGCGAGAAACCAGUGACCUUGAUGACCCCUGGGAUGAAUCCUCGGGUGCAGGGUGCUCUCAAGGGACCCCCAGCUACAGCAGCUCCCACCACCUUUUCAGAGGUGCAGUUGCUCCCUGUCAGAGCAGCCCCCUGGCCAGACUGGGUGUGUCCGGUGAGCCCAGCCCUGGCACCAGCACCAGCCGAAACACUCCUGGGGUGGCCUCCACACAGCAGCCUCCAAUCUCCGGAGUUCCUUUUGUUUCUGGUGGGGAUAGGCCUUUGACCAGUGAGCCCCCUCCAAGGUGGGCAAGGCGAAGAAGGCGGUCAGUGGCCAGGACUAUUGCAGCUGAAUUGGCAGAAAAUAGGAGGUUGGCACGAGAACUUUCAAAGCGUGAGGAAGAAAAGUUGGACAGGCUGAUCGCUAUUGGUGAGGAGGCCAGUGCUCAGCAGGACACGGCCAACGAGCUCCGCAGGGAUGCCGUCGUCGCAGUCAGACGCUUGGCGACAGCGGUGGAAGAGGCCACCGGUGCUUUCCAGCUAGGCCUUGAAAAAUUGCUUCAGAGGCUAAUUUCGAAUACCAAAAGUUAGGCACUGGUCACACAAGGCUGUACUUCCUAACGUGGUAGAAGCCCAGAUCCAGCAGUUGCCUUCUCAUACCCUGGUUCCUUUGCCAUGUCCUCAGAAAAAAUGUAGAUGAGCCAUGAUUCUGCAGGAAUAACGUGCUAGUUGCUUUUCCCAAGCUUCUCCACUAACUGAAAGACCUUUCAGAUAUGUGAGGGGUGGCCGAAUAGAAAAUAAAUGGUGCCAAGUCCGGAGAGCUGGUUAGCCUUGGCUUUGGCACUGAUGUGAGGCAAUUUAGUUUACCUCUCUACACCAGUUUCCUCAUCUGUCAAAUGGGAGCUAGGUAACAACUCCUGACCUGCCUACCUCACAGGGUUGUUGUGAGGAGCAAACCGCUGAUAGAUGUGAAAGGGUUUAAAUAUUUAAAAGCACUAUACACGUGUAAGUUAUUAACAUAUUUGACCCUGGCCGAGGUAAGGCUAGGGUGAGGUGCAUUAAUUGACAAGAUAUAGAAUUGUGGUUGUAUGCCAUGAUGACCUCAUUGCUUGAAUCUUUAUUAGUUUAACUUGACUGCUUCCUGGAGUUUGAGAUCUUCAUUUUUUUAAUCACUCUAUAGCUCAAGACUACUAUAGAGACAACAUGUAUAUUAGUACCUUCCUCUCAUUUUCACUGCUGUGUCUAUAACAUACUAGUAAACUCACUAGUCAAACCAUCUUUCCCUCCAUUUUGGUAGUUCUUAGUCUCAGAACUGACAGGGAGCCACAAUUGUGUGUUACGGUGCAUAUUGAUAAGCUUUGGUAUAAUGAGAUAUUGGCUGUUUUACAAAAUAUUAAAUGUAAGUAAAUUCUUUGCAUUCCAUAUUACUUGGGUCCCUUUAUAUGUAUAAUUAUAUUUUUUUAAGUUUGGGUUGCCAUUUGAUCAUCAUGGAAAGAAUUCGGAUUAUAUCAGUUUUUCAAGUGCUUUUAGCUAAUUUCAUUCUUUUCUAUUAGCCUUUUUUCUCUCUUAUGUGUUACAGAAGGCAGAACUUUCCUUCUAGGGAAAUUUCCAGUCAUUUUUUCUCAUAUGGUAUAGGUGAAAGUUCACCUAGUUAGUGGCAUAUGGUGGAAAAGAACAUUUGAGGGUGAUGUGAAUAAAGACUGCCUGCAAUAGAGAACUCCUUUUAAGCACAAGCUCUCAACAAAUGGAUUCCCUUUCCACCCCAAAACCCACACCCUUCCUUUGGGGUAUGGAAAGGUGUUGAGCCAUACUUCCAGUCUACUUCAGAAGGGAAGCCAUCACUGGCCAUCGUUAAACUAACUUAAAGCUUUUAGUGCUUUACUUAGUACUUUCAGGAAAUACAAAUAGGAGCCUUGGAUUUUAAACAGUUUUCUUUCAAUCUAGAGGCUGAAAAAAAAAAGUGUGAGCAUGUUGGGAGAGAUUUUAUAUUUUGCAGGGUUAGGUGCUUAAUGCUGGAAUACAAAUAGGCAGAGCAAUGGGUAACACAACAGUGGGACUAUACCUGGAGCUGCUCCGAUGAGUAGGAGACAGGGGUAGGAGGCAGCUGGUGUGCAUACCCUGGAGUCUAGUUAAACUCCUGGGUUCUCAUCCUGUCACGUGCCACAGCUCCAUUGGCAAAAUCACUUGCCCUUUUUGUGCCUCCAUUUCUUUAUCUGAAAUGAGAGAUUUGUAUUAGAUGACUUUUCUAGUACCUUCCAAUUCUAAAAUUUUAUGACAAGUAGCAUAACAAAAAAGGCAACAUGAAAUUUUAAUUGUAGUAUUUUCAGUCACAGUCACAUAUUUAUGUUUGAAAUACUGGUAACAAUUGUAUUUUAAGGAAGCAUUCUACAGAAGUAGUAUUUAUUAAUAUACUGAACGUCUAUCAACACCAUGCCAGACAAAGAUUCUUUGUUUUUAAAGGAGCAUAUAUUAAGGCAUUAAAAUGGACACACACACACACACAAACACACAUUUUCUCAAUUGCUUUAGGCCAUUAUAUGGAGGGAUACGCGUCAGUUAUAACUAGAUAACACUAGAUAAUGUAGGUACGUAGACUUUUUGGAAAAACAGGGAAAUACUUGAAGGAGAAUUAGGCCUGUACGACAUUAAUCUGUUAAUGAUAGCAAAACACAUAGGCGAGGAUUUAUGUGAGAUAAGAGAAGUGCUGAAGAACAGGAGCGGAGUUCAACUUGGGAGGUAGUAUGGUGAAAAUCGAAUGGGUGAAGUAACCUUAAUGUGGGAAUCAAACUGAAGGGAAAGGUCUUAAAGGAGUACACAGAAAAAUAGGCAAAAGACUGUUACGAGGAGGGAAGUUGUAAUAAGGAGAGGUCGUGUGAAAGAAAACAAGCCCAGAAAUGCCGCGUAAGUUCUAGGCCCCAUCAUUGCUCCCAGUCUAGCCUUAGGUGGGUCAUUUCACCAUUCUGUACCUCAGGUUCCUCAGCUCUGAAGUGGGAAACUACUAACUAUCCUACCUCCCUCAAAGGAAUGUUGGGAGGGUCAAAUGAAUGUAAAAACUCAGACAUGGAAGGCACUGUACUGUGCCCGUAGCGGGGACGAGGACCCUGUGGCACAUGCGUGCUGACGUCCGCCAGGUCUGAGGGCCUGCUGACUGCAAGAGACGAGUGUUGAGGAAGGGCAAGAGAAUGGCUUUGCUGGUAAAGGUUGUGAUCGCAGUGGUCGGAUUCACACUCUGCUCCUAGAGACCGUGUUGUGACUGGGGUGCUAUGUAUACCAACCUCCCGCCACCCUUGGGUUAUCUGUUACAUAAUUCAAUCCUGAUGUGGACAAUAAAGUUUUUACUUGUACGUAGUUGUGGGUCAGUCCGCUACUUUCUGGCGCUAUCCGUGAUCAUUUGUCACCUCUAUCCUCUGCUUUCUGCUCUGCUAGCUAAUCUCCAGGGUCUUGCCUGUGUAUGGCCCCAAGAGCAAUGUGUGCUUUCUGUCCUCACAUGAGCGAGGCCUUUGCAUAACAGUUGAAAAAUAAUUUUUCAUUUCUAAGAGUUCUGUAAAAUUCAUAAAAGAUCUUCUCCUAGCAAAUUAUCUUGUCUGAGUGAUAGAUAACCUACACAUAAUAGGAUAAAUUAUACUGGUUGACUUCAGUUGUAUUCCAAAGAAAGAACUGGUGUUGUGCACUAAUUAUAACACUGGUGCAAGAAAAUUACUGCGGGCACACUUCCACUUUUUUUCUUAAGAGGUUUUGU
Messenger RNA from Rhinolophus ferrumequinum (greater horseshoe bat), 4530 nucleotides. RefSeq names its product Myb/SANT DNA binding domain containing 7 (gene MSANTD7). The record is from RefSeq and is a predicted model, not a curated record. NCBI's taxonomy places the organism in Eukaryota, Metazoa, Chordata, Mammalia, Chiroptera, Rhinolophidae. Bases 303 to 1382 code for a protein of 359 amino acids. The transcript is spliced from 4 exons.